This is a messenger RNA of Mytilus trossulus (common blue mussel), 639 nucleotides long. Its product is annotated as DNA-directed RNA polymerase III subunit RPC10-like. Gene Ontology annotation, biological process: termination of RNA polymerase III transcription; DNA-templated transcription. Gene Ontology annotation, molecular function: nucleic acid binding; zinc ion binding. The coding region runs from base 36 to 362 and encodes 108 amino acids. The transcript has 3 exons. The record is from RefSeq and is a predicted model, not a curated record. NCBI's taxonomy places the organism in Eukaryota, Metazoa, Mollusca, Bivalvia, Mytilida, Mytilidae. Gene Ontology annotation, cellular component: RNA polymerase III complex.
GGUCAUUUCCGGUUUCACUUUGUUCUUUCACAACUAUGUUGCUGUUUUGCCCAACAUGUGCGAAUAUUCUGGUGGUUGAGGAAGGCCAGAACUGCUACAGAUUUGCAUGCAACACAUGCCCUUAUAUACAAAAUAUUAACAGAAAGAUAGGUAAUAGAAAAUAUCCCAAAUUAAAAGAAGUGGAUGAUGUAUUGGGUGGAUCAUCAGCCUGGGAGAAUGUGGAUUCUACAGAUGUAACAUGUCCAAAAUGUGAAAACAAGAGAGCCUUCUUCAUGCAGAUACAGACGAGAUCAGCUGAUGAACCAAUGACUACAUUCUAUAAGUGUUGUAGUAUGGCAUGUUCACAUCAAUGGAGAGACUGAACUUAUGUUUAUUUUAGAAGAUCUAAUUCAGGAUGUUUGAAAAAUUAGCAACUUAACAAAAAGUUAAACAAAAUGGCUAAUUUACAUGUAGCUGAAGAUAGACAUGUAGAGCACAGUAUUUUCAAGGGAAUAUAGAAUGAGACGUCUGUUGAUGAUUAUGUAUAAAUAGAUAUUAUAGAUUCUGACUGUUAAUUCUAUUGUAUUUGUUAUGUUGUGAUCAGUUGAUUGUUUUUAAAGACAAUCUCCAUAACAAUUUAUUAAAAUUAUGCUGAAUAUU